This is a messenger RNA of Clupea harengus (Atlantic herring), 1870 nucleotides long. It is a transcript of the gene drc5, whose product is annotated as dynein regulatory complex subunit 5. The record is from RefSeq and is a predicted model, not a curated record. Gene Ontology annotation, molecular function: protein binding. Lineage: Eukaryota; Metazoa; Chordata; Actinopteri; Clupeiformes; Clupeidae.
UCAAGACGUGACGUAAGCAGAGACGCCCGUAACCAGGGAGACUGUCAACUGCUGGAAGUUAAGCCAUGGUGGAAGCAUUUUAGCUCGUUAUGCUAGAUAGAUUGUUUAUUCUCCUUAAUAGUAAAAUUGAGUUUCGCGAGUAGUGUGGUGUAAUGUGAAACCUUACAAGAUUAGCUUUCUGUAUCAAUUUCGUGACACGGGUCUUUCAAGCCAUUCUUACUUGAUAAAAAGGACAAUUAUCUGGCUAGUUGUAUGUAGUAACUUUUUUGUCAGACCUAGAGCACAGGACCAAGUUAAUCAACAAGCAAAGUUAUAGUUGCUGGCUAGCUAUCAUUAAAACGUUUGUUUAGGUUCGUAAUUACAGCGGUUAAUGUAGGUACAUUUGUUUUGUUAACUUCAGCUCUGAGUUUAGCUGUUUUCCUUCACGACCAAGACGUUAAUAUGGCUGAGACUAUUCGUACAGUUCCUCCUGACCCUCCUGUUUUAAAACGCAACCCCGCCGCUGAUCCCAGAAAAAUGAGGCGGAUAAUUGCGGAGGACCCUGAGUGGUCUCUCAAUGUGGUGCCUCUUUUGACUAACCUGUGCUUGGAACACAUAGCCAGUAACUUCGAAGCAAAACCCAUGCUUGAUGAACUCCUGCCCAACCAUAAGGCUUACGUUCUGGAGAAACUGCCCCCAUCCUUGCCAUUGGAUGUGACAGCCAAUCUGAUCUGUGAUGAGGGCUACUGGAAGAAAUGCUGUGUGGAGCGUUGGGGCCUGGGCGAUGUUGCGGCCUAUGGGAACAGCUGGAAGCGUAUGUUCUUCGAGCGACACCUGGAGAACAUCAUUGAGCUCUUCAUCCCCGAUGUCACUGAUCCCAAGCUAGUUCUGGACAUGGUUCCACUAUGCAAGGACUACGUGAAGAAGCUGAACAUCUCCCAGCUCCUCCCUCCCAUCAAGGACCCUCAGAAGGCAGAAGAGGACGACUCCUCGGACUCAGCCAGUAACGGAAGCUUAGAUGGACCCUCCUUGGACCACUUUGACUUUGGUAUCUUACUGAGCAAACUCAUCUACCUAGAAGAGCUUCACUUAGUGUAUGGGGUCAAAGGGUGUGGCAUGAACUUUGAGUGGAACCUUUUCGAGUUCACUUUUCGAGACUGUGAAUCACUAGCAAAAGCACUUAAGUCUUGUAAGACUUUAAGGGUGCUCAGAAUCCAUCAGAGCAAAGUGGAUGAUGAGAAGUGUCGCAUGCUGAUGAACUACCUCCUAGAUCACCCGUCUCUGCAAGAGCUCAAUCUCUCCCACAACCUCAUCGGUGACAGGGGCGCCCGGGCCAUCGGCAAGCUCCUGAACAGGAGUCAGCUGCGGUCACUGAACGUCUAUGACAACCAGAUCCGUGGCCCCGGUGCCCAGGCCUUGGCCCACGCCCUGUCCAAGAACGCCAGCCUGCUUACCCUCAACCUGCGGCUGAACCGCCUGGGCGAUGAGGGGGGGCAGGCCCUCGCUCAGGCCUUGGCCAAGAACCAGACCCUGGUCAGCCUCCAACUUGGGGCCAACCUGCUGAGCGAGCCCACAGCCUUGGCUCUCUCGCAGGCUCUGGUGAAGAACAGCACCCUCAAGAGCAUCAACUUGUCCUGCAAUACGCUUGGACAGGAUGGCGGCAGAGUUCUGGAGGAAGGCAUGUCCCAUAACGGCACCCUGGUGGACUGCGAUGUUCGUGUCACGAACAUCGACCAAGAGAGCGAGGUCUGCAUCAGCCAGAUCCUGCGCACCAACCAGAGCAAGACCCGCAGGAAACACGAAUGAACCUCAGAGCGCCUGUCUAAUAUUUGCAGUUAUUCAUUAAAAAAAAAAACACAAGCUUUCACCUGGGUCUUCUUUAGCAGUCCUA